Vitis riparia (riverbank grape) is the source of this 1809-nucleotide messenger RNA. Its product is annotated as phospholipase A(1) LCAT3. Gene Ontology annotation, biological process: lipid metabolic process. NCBI's taxonomy places the organism in Eukaryota, Viridiplantae, Streptophyta, Magnoliopsida, Vitales, Vitaceae. Bases 68 to 1495 code for a protein of 475 amino acids. The record is from RefSeq and is a predicted model, not a curated record. The transcript has 12 exons.
ACGACUCUCCUACCAGUCUCUUCACAAUCUUCAGUCAAAUCUAGACCCGACCCGAUAUUUGUUAUCCAUGAUCGGAUGCUGUAGUUUUUGCCCAUGUUUCGGAAUCUCCGGCGACGCCGACGACGAUCUGGGCCGCUCCAAUCUAGACCCGGUGCUGCUAAUCUCCGGCAUCGGUGGCUCCAUUCUCCAUUCCAAGAGGAGGCGGCGCGGGUUCCAGACCCGGGUUUGGGUCCGGAUCUUCUUGGCUGAUUUGGAGUUCAAGAAGAAGCUCUGGUCUAUCUACAAUCCGAAAACAGGUUAUACAGAAGCACUAGAUGAUGACUCAGAAAUUCUGGUCCCUGAUGAUGAUCAUGGACUUUAUGCGAUUGAUAUUUUAGAUCCCUCUGUGCUGACAAAAUGUUUACAUCUGAAGGAGGUAUAUUAUUUUCAUGAUAUGAUUAAUAUGCUCCUUCGAUGUGGGUACAAGAAGGGAACCACAUUGUUUGGAUAUGGUUAUGACUUCCGGCAAAGCAAUAGAAUUGACAAAGCGAUGGAAGGCCUAAAAAUAAAGUUGCAAACUGCAUACAAAGCUUCUGGGGGUAGAAAAGUUAAUAUAAUUUCACAUUCAAUGGGUGGAUUGCUAGUGUCCUGUUUCAUGUCACUCUACAAUGAUGUAUUUUCCAAAUAUGUAAAUAAGUGGAUCUGCAUUGGGUGUCCUUUUCAAGGUGCACCAGGAUGCAUCAAUGGUUCCCUUUUGACUGGAUUGCAAUUUGUUGAUGGCUUGGAAAGCUUCUUUUUUGUAUUGAGGUGGACAAUGCAUCAACUGUUGGUCGAGAGCCCAUCAAUAUAUGAAAUGAUGGCAAAUCCAGAAUUCCAGUGGAAAAAGCAACCUGAGAUUCAGGUUUGGAGAAAGCAAUUCAAGGAUAAGAAAACUUCUUCAGUCGUGCUGGAAACAUAUGGCCCAACUGAAAGCAUCACUCUGUUUGAAGAAGCUUUGAGAGAUAAUGAGGUGAGUUAUAAUGGGAGAACGAUAGCUGUGCCAUUCAACUUUUCUAUUCUUCAAUGGGCUACUGGUACUCGUCAAGUUCUCAAUAAUGCUCAACUACCAACUGGAGUCUCCUUUUACAACAUUUAUGGGACAUGUUUUGACACACCAUUUGAUGUUUGUUACCAGUUCAGUGAUGUUGUCUGCUUGAGUUUCUCUGGUAAAGCGUGGUCUUUGUGUUGUUCAUUCCUUCUGGAAUCAGAUUGCUAUGGCUCGGAAACUUCUCCAAUCAAUGACUUGUCUGACUUAUGCCACACAAUUCCUGAGUAUUCUUAUGUGGAUGGAGAUGAAACUGUUCCAGCUGAAUCAGCAAAGGCAGAUGGAUUUGCAGCAACAGCAAGAGUAGGAGUUGGUGCUCGUCAUCGGGAUCUCUUACGGGACAAAAAGGUAUUCCAUCUCAUCCAGAAGUGGUUGGGAGUGAGCCCAAAACAUUCAAGAACUUCCAGAGUGACGAAUAUUUCAGCAAAUUAACACCCCUCUGUAAGAAACUCUCUUUUGCACGAAAAUGGUAUGUUUCAUAGAAUCAAAACUAAUAAAACAGAUUUUCUUGCUAAAACUAACCGGGACUGGCGAUCCCUUUCCUGAAAAUUCAUGAUUUGAAUAAUUCAUACUUUACAACUGUGUAAAAUUACUUCACUUGAUCUUGUAAAUCAUAUUACAAAGAUUAUAGCUAUAGUAGCUGUGUUGUUUGGAUUUGUAACAUUUUCCCAAAUGUGGGUUAUGCAAUGUAUACUAUAUACUUCAAACUGAUAAAAAAUUGUUGCUCUUUUUGUUUUUGGAUUUCA